AUGGCGCCCUCUGAUACUCGGCAAGCGCCUGCGGCGCAGGGCAAAGCCCGCCUAGUUACAGAAGAUCUUGAGAAGCCUCUGCUAGAUGACCGCUCCUAUCGGGUCAUCAAGUUGGCGAACGAGAUGGAGGUGGCUCUGGUUCAUGACCCCAAGGCCGAUAAGGCGAGCGCCUCCAUGGAUGUUAAUGUCGGCAACUUCAGCGAUGAGGCGGACAUGCCCGGAAUGGCCCAUGCGGUCGAACAUCUUCUUUUCAUGGGAACCAAGAAAUAUCCUGGUGAAAACGACUACUCUCAGUACCUGUCGUCGAACUCGGGCCACUCCAACGCUUAUACGGCGUCAACAUCGACCAACUACUACUUUGAUAUUUCUGCCAAACCCGCUAAUGACGAGGACCCGACCGAGGCGAAUCCAUCGCCACUUCUCGGCGCUCUGGAUCGCUUCUCUCAGUUUUUGUGGAACCGCUCUUCCUUGAAUCUACCCUUGACCGCGAGCUCAAGGCCGUAG
Parascedosporium putredinis is the source of this 504-nucleotide messenger RNA. The record is from the annotation of a GenBank genome assembly. Lineage: Eukaryota; Fungi; Ascomycota; Sordariomycetes; Microascales; Microascaceae.